Cadophora gregata is the source of this 937-nucleotide messenger RNA. It is a transcript of the gene COQ4, whose product is annotated as Ubiquinone biosynthesis protein. The coding region runs from base 62 to 937 and encodes 291 amino acids. Lineage: Eukaryota; Fungi; Ascomycota; Leotiomycetes; Helotiales; Ploettnerulaceae. The transcript has 2 exons. Gene Ontology annotation, biological process: ubiquinone biosynthetic process. The record is from RefSeq and is a predicted model, not a curated record. Gene Ontology annotation, cellular component: mitochondrion; mitochondrial inner membrane.
AGCUCCCGGAAUCGACUGAUCACCAACAACUUGGCUUCCACUUCACAACUUCAAGUCAACAAUGGCUUUGUUUCUACGGCAGAACGCCUUGAAGCCUGGCCUUCCCAGGGAGCUCCUUGCAACAUGCGCAAUAUUUCUCAAUUCGAGGCAAUUCAGUGUUCUCAAUCGCCCGCCACCAAAUUAUCCUGGCCAUAUUCCUCUUACGAGAAUUGAGAAAGCAGGUCUAGCCAUAGGAUCUGCAUUUGGAUCGCUUUAUAACCCCUUCCGCGGAGAUUUGAUAGCAGCUCUUGGUGAAGCUACCGCGACGCCGUACUUCAUCUACCGUCUUCGAGAUGUCAUGCUUGCGUCUCCUACCGGCCGACGAAUCCUGAAAGAUCGACCUAGAAUAACCUCUAGAUCCAUGAAAAUGGAAUACUUGAGGACCCUGCCAGAGAAUACCGUCGGGAGGGCAUACGCAGAUUGGUUGGACUUAGAGGGCGUGACCCCAGACACACGAAGCGCUGUUCAGUACAUCGACGACGAGGAGUGCGCAUACGUGAUGCAGCGCUACAGGGAAUGCCACGAUUUAUACCACGCGCUGACUGGAUUACCGAUUAUAAUCGAGGGAGAGAUAGCUGUCAAAGCAUUUGAGUUUGCCAAUACUCUACUGCCUAUGACAGGACUAAGUCUGUUUGCAUAUGUACGGCUAAAGCCGCAGGAGAAAGAGAGGUUCUGGAAGAUCUAUCUGCCGUGGGCAGUAAAGAAUGGGGUAGGAUCGAAAGAGGUCAUCAAUGUAUACUGGGAAGAGCAGCUGGAAAGGGAUGUUGGUGAAUUGAGAGCCGAGUUGGGUAUUGAGAAACCUAUUGACCUGAGGGCUAUUCGCAAGGCUGAGAGAUUGAGGAAGAAGGCUGAGAAGGAGGCAAAAGAAAGGUCAGGAGAUAGCCUUGGAAUUAACUGA